CAAAGCCUCGGACAAACUAUCACCAGCUUGCACCCGACAGGUGCACAACACAAGCCAUGUCUGAGCCCGACUCGGCAUCAGGGAUGCCAACCGCAGAGCCGCCAUCAAAACGGCGCAGGGUGCACGACGACAGUCUCGAAUCCACGCCGCGAUAUGGAUCGGCCGCCGCGGGCGGCGCACACCAAACCUCCCCGCGCACCGCCGGCCGCCUUUCCGACCAGAGCCUCUCCAUCCGGCGCGGCCCGCCAAGCAGCCGCUCGCGUAGCCGUUCGCGUAGUAGGGACAGAGACGGAAGCGCUGUGAUGGACAAUGGCGACACACGAAGACGGUACCGCUCAUCGCCCUCGCGAUCCCGCUCGAGGUCUCGCUCGAGGUCUCGCUCGAGAUCACGCUCGCGGUCGACUGCCCGUUCCUCCCGAUCGCGUUCCAGACUCCGUUCCCGCUCCCGCUCCCGGAGCAUCUCCUAUACCCGCUCGCGCUCCGAUUCCCGCAGUCAGAGUCGCUCCAUCUCGCGGAGUCGGAGCCGCAGCAGAAGCAGAAGUCGAAGCCGAAGCCGAAGCUCGUCCUCGCCCUCUCAUCGCCGAUCGACGACGGACGACAGAUCCGAUGACCGCCACCACCACCACCACCAUUACCACUACCAUCGCCGCCGGCGUCAUGAGCAACCGCCCAUCACCCCCAAUUACUACCCACACCUGCUCCUCCUGGGCCAUAGCCGCGCCGUCGCCCAGGUGCGCAUCUCCCCCGAUGGCCGCUGGAUCGCCUCGGCCUCGGCCGACGGGACGGCCAAGAUCUGGGACGCCUCAACCGGCGCCCACCUCGAGACUCUCGUCGGCCACAUGGCGGGCGUCUCCUGCCUCGCCUGGGCGCCCGACAGCAACACCCUGGCCACGGGGUCCGACGACAAGUCGAUCCGGCUGUGGGACCGCGUGACGGGCAGCCCCGCGCAUGCCGUCGCGCACCGGGAGACCGCGGCCGUAGACGGCAUGGGCGGCGCCGACGUGGCGGCGUCGUCCCGGGGGCCGGCCGGCCGCGGCGCGGCGAGGAGGGCCGCGCGCACGGGCGUCUCGCCCGACGGCGUCCGGGGCGGCAGGACGGGGAAGGGACCGCUGCUGGGCCACCACAACUACGUCUACUGUCUCGCCUUCUCGCCCAAGGGCAACAUCCUGGCGAGCGGGAGCUACGACGAGGCGGUCUUCUUGUGGGACGUCAGGGCCGGCAGGCUGAUGCGCAGCUUGCCGGCGCAUAGCGACCCGGUAAGCGGCGUCGACUUUUGCAGAGACGGCACGUUGGUGGUGAGCUGUUCGACGGAUGGGUUGAUCCGCAUUUGGGAUACCUAUACCGGCCAGUGCCUGCGUACACUGGUACACGAGGACAACCCCGCCGUCACCAACGUCUGCUUCAGCCCAAACGGCCGCUUCGUGCUGGCCUUCAGCCUCGACAGCUCCAUCCGGUUGUGGGACUACGUCUCGGGGUCUGUGAAGAAGACAUACCAGGGCCAUACGAACCAGAAGUACUCGAUCGGAGGCUGUUUCGGCGUGCUUACUGACCGCGACGACGACUUGGCUGCGGAGGACAACGCAGACGGCGAGCAUGUCCGGCAGCAGGCCUUCAUCACAUCUGCGAGCGAGGACGGCGACAUCGUCAUGUGGGACGUAAAAAGCAAAGAGGUGUUACAGCGCAUCAAGGCCGCGCACAAGGGAGUGUGUUUCUGGGUGGACGUCCACGGCGGCACAAUGGUCAGCGCCGGCCAGGACGGAUCGAUCAAGGUGUUCCGGCACCGCCCGAGGAGGGGGGGACAUGUCAAACGGGAGGAUGGCGAUUCCGACAGGUACGGCGCCGUCAAUGGGCAUCUCCUGGACGGGGAGAUGCCGGAUGCGGCCGCGGCGGAUGAGGAGCUGCAACGGCAGGUCGAGGCCGAGGCCGAGGCUGCGGCGGCGGCGGCGGCGGUGUCGCCGGGACAACACGUCAAGGAGGAACAGUUGUAACGGGGGGGUGUUAAUUAUAAAGGACGGUCACAUAGUACGUGAGAUGACUG
Thermothelomyces thermophilus ATCC 42464 is the source of this 2038-nucleotide messenger RNA. RefSeq lists its product as uncharacterized. Lineage: Eukaryota; Fungi; Ascomycota; Sordariomycetes; Sordariales; Chaetomiaceae. The record is from RefSeq and is a predicted model, not a curated record. Gene Ontology annotation, molecular function: histone binding. The transcript has 2 exons. Gene Ontology annotation, cellular component: Set1C/COMPASS complex. Bases 840 to 1988 code for a protein of 382 amino acids.